AUGGACGUUUCGGCGCCGACUAUUCCUGCGAGGAAGCAGGCUUUCAUCACAGCGCAAAUUACUCUGCUCUCGCAGCCUGUUGCCCCGUCGCGCGCCUGGCGCGCCACAAACGACGCGUCCAACACGCCCAUCCGACGACGUAUGGUGGACGAUGCCGUCUUUGAGUUCAACCGCAUCGUUGACGAGCACUGCCAACGCGCAUAUGCGCCUCAGGCCAGCCGAAAUCUAGCGGAACGGAUCAGCACCAUCUACAUUGGACAGAUGGACCGCCGAGAAGGCGGCGCAGAUGACGUCGAUGGAGGUGUUGGCAAGGAGGUAGAUUUGGCCAACGAUGGCACCAUUGAGUCACUCCCCGUUUCUUGGCCGUCGGAAGAAGAAGCUGUAGCCAAACCCGAGGACGCGCAAACGUACGCCCGGUCCGUCUCCCGCCUGGCCGAGCUCAGCAAGGAGCGGCAGCAGGUCCAGCUCCGCAUGGAAAAGCUCCGGCGGCUACAGUCCGCGAUUCAACCGCUGCGCACAUCGGAGUCGGGCAAGGGCGUACAAGAAAACUUGGUCACCCGCGCGGGGGCCAUGGAGAGGGAGCUGGAAAAGAUGCGCGACCUGCUUGGUCGCGUAGCUGGCCGUGUUGACCGCCUUCGAGAUGCGAGCGCCAAUGCACGUUCGAGAGAUUUAGUGGAUGUGGACGAGCUGCGGACAUCGAGGAAGAGGGCUGUGGAUGAUUUCCUCGCCGAUUCCAAGGUGUUUCCGGGCUGA
Cordyceps militaris CM01 is the source of this 753-nucleotide messenger RNA. Its product is annotated as kinetochore protein fta4, putative. NCBI's taxonomy places the organism in Eukaryota, Fungi, Ascomycota, Sordariomycetes, Hypocreales, Cordycipitaceae. The transcript has 2 exons. Bases 1 to 753 code for a protein of 250 amino acids. The record is from RefSeq and is a predicted model, not a curated record. Gene Ontology annotation, cellular component: Mis6-Sim4 complex.